AAAAACACUAAGCUCAGUCAGCUUCACUUCCAUAGUCUUCUUUUCUAGGGUUUUAAGGUUUCCGCACAGUUUCACGAAUCUUCAACUAGGACACGUAUCAUCAUGACUACCGAAGAGAAAGAGAUCCUCGCCGCCAAACUGGAAGAGCAGAAGAUCGAUCUUGAUAAGCCUGAAGUUGAGGACGUUGAUGACAACGAUGAGGAUAACUCCGAAGACGAUGAUAAUGAUGAUGAUGCAGAGGGACAAGAGGGAGGCAAGUCAAAACAAAGCAGAAGUGAGAAGAAGAGUCGCAAAGCCAUGCUCAAGCUUGGGAUGAAACCUAUCACUGGUGUCAGCCGUGUCACCGUCAAGAAGAGCAAGAACAUCAUGUUUGUCAUAUCAAAACCUGAUGUGUUCAAGAGCCCUGCAUCGGACACGUACGUGAUCUUUGGAGAGGCAAAGAUCGAGGACUUGAGCUCUCAGCUCCAGUCCCAGGCUGCGGAGCAGUUCAAGGCUCCUGAUAUCAGCAACGUGGUCUCGCAGGGUGAAUCUUCCUCGAGUGCUGCUGCGGUGGUGCAAGAUGAUGAUGAGGAGAUUGACGAGGAGGGUGUUGACUCAAAGGACAUCGAGUUGGUGAUGACCCAAGCAGGAGUUCCUAGGCCAAGGGCCGUGAAGGCGCUUAAGGCUGCUGAUGGGGAUAUUGUCUCUGCCAUCAUGGAACUUACCACCUAAAACCAAAAUCGUUUCAACUUAAUGUGCGUGUGUCAGAGUGAUUCAGAAAUUUUUGUUUUUCUUGUUUCCUUGAAAGUGAUUUUCAAUGUUGUAUCAGUAAAAAACCUCAUAGAUUAUUGAAUUUCAGUUUGAUUUGGUUUUGAAUA
Messenger RNA from Raphanus sativus (radish), 857 nucleotides. Its product is annotated as nascent polypeptide-associated complex subunit alpha-like protein 1. The transcript has 4 exons. Gene Ontology annotation, biological process: protein targeting to membrane. The coding region runs from base 103 to 711 and encodes 202 amino acids. Lineage: Eukaryota; Viridiplantae; Streptophyta; Magnoliopsida; Brassicales; Brassicaceae. The record is from RefSeq and is a predicted model, not a curated record. Gene Ontology annotation, cellular component: cytoplasm; nascent polypeptide-associated complex.